This is a messenger RNA of Aspergillus terreus NIH2624, 2085 nucleotides long. Its product is annotated as putative DNA repair protein. The coding region runs from base 1 to 2085 and encodes 694 amino acids. Gene Ontology annotation, molecular function: 5'-3' DNA exonuclease activity; damaged DNA binding. The transcript is spliced from 5 exons. Lineage: Eukaryota; Fungi; Ascomycota; Eurotiomycetes; Eurotiales; Aspergillaceae. Gene Ontology annotation, biological process: interstrand cross-link repair; protection from non-homologous end joining at telomere; double-strand break repair via nonhomologous end joining. The record is from RefSeq and is a predicted model, not a curated record.
AUGUCUACCUUUGACGGCGUCAUCCACGAAUUCCCCUUCAUCCAAAUUGACUACUUUCGCAAGAAUCCUGACCGUCCCGCACCGCUCGCGUGCUUCCUCAGUCAUGUUCACAGCGAUCAUCUCCAGGGCCUCGAGUCCUUCCGGGCUCCCUUCAUCUACUGUUCGGCCGCCACGCGGGAUCUCCUCCUGCGCAUUGAGAAGUACCCCCACCGCAUGAACUUCUCCAAGGGGAUCCUCGAAUCCCGCCAGUUGCACUACAAGCAUCUGUCCAAGCUUCUGAGACCCAUCCCGUUGAACACCCCAACGGUGAUCGAACUCACUCCCCGCUUGUCCAUUCGCGUCACGCUUCUCGAUGCCAACCACUGCACCGGGGCCGUGAUGUUCCUGAUCGAAGGCGAUGGGAAAGCUAUCCUCUACACCGGUGAUAUCCGGGCUGAACCUUGGUGGGUCAAUAGCCUGGUCCGGCACCCCAUUCUCCUCCCCUACACUCUCGGGAGCAAGCGUCUAGACAAGAUUUAUCUCGACUCCACUUUCGCCCGCGCAUCCCAUAUCUACCGCACUUUUCCUUCGAAGGCCGAGGGUCUCGCCGAGCUCUUGCAGAAGGUCGCCUCUUACCCAGACGACACGGUCUUCUACUUUCGCGCCUGGACCUUUGGCUACGAAGAAGUAUGGAUGGCACUAUCCGCAUUUCUCAAUUCCAAAAUUCACGUCGACCGCUACCAAAUGGGUCUCUAUCGAUCCCUCACCUCCAGGGACGGCGAAGGCGCCGCCCUCUGCGGCUUCGAACUCGGCAACCGGUUCAUCCCAGGCUGUUUGAGCGAGGACGAGCACUCCCGUAUUCACAGCUGCGAACCAGGCGUGCACUGUGCCUCUAUUCCAUCCCCAAACACCGUCUACGUCACUCCAAUCGUCAACCGCACUGCAGACGGCACUCGCAUCCCUGAGGUGGGCGCAGGCGGCGGUGGCGGCGACCUCUACCAGGUCCAUGAGCUCGAGCUCCCGGAUCAAUCUGCUGUCGAGCAGCUCGAGAAACUAUGUCUUGAGCGAGUAACCGACGGACAAGUCCUCUCACAAAUGCGACAGCGACUCAACGCGGCCUUCCACUCCAAACGCAAGGCCCUCCCGCUAGAUGCCUACGGAGUUAAAGACGACCAGGAUGUCCCGCUCGAACACCUUGUAGACAUGCUCACCCGACGUCCAGACCCCGCAGAUACAGCCACCCUCCCCAAAACCAUUCACUUCCCAUACUCACGCCACUCUUCCUAUUCUGAAUUAUGCGCCCUCAUCGCCAUUUUCAAGCCCAAAGACAUCAUCCCCUGCACCGUCGACCCGCUGACCUGGGACGAAGACGUCUCCAUGCAGUACCUCUUCGGCCACCUCUGUUCAGGCAACACGUUCGUCCACGACGAAUACAUGCGCAUGCUCCUCGCCACGGACGGCGAGCUCCGCGCGCGAAAGCGUGCCCGUCAAGAGACUGAUUCUUUCCAAUCCACUCAGUCGAGCCGAGGGGAUGACAGUCGUCGCGUGCCUUCAGUGGCAAUCCCGUCCCCAUCAGAUGGUAUCCCCAAUCCAUCGUCGCUAGAAACGAUCGACGACCCCAUGGAUAUCAACCUCCCUAUAGCUGUGUCUACCGCUCCGGAAAGAGAGCAUACGAAGCGAAGAGGCCUCCGUCACGCAUGGGAUGUGCUGGCGGCAUCGCGCGCGGACAACGUCCUGCUUGCGCCUCUACCCUGGACAGACGGGAGUAGCUCCCUCUUUGCGGAGAAUCAAGACACCCCUACACACGAUGGACAACCCGCGGACACACGUUCGGAAGACGAAUCAGAGGAGAGUCCCAGCCAGACGCUCUCGAUCUCCUCAUCUGCUUUUGCUUCUCAAGAGAAGCAACCAAAUGAGGAUCCUCAUGACGGGUUUUCCGACACCAAUACGCCCGUCGGCGAUACACCCUCACUGCAGCGGAGUACCUCGGCGCGUACGCGGAGAGCCGCGUAUCUCGCUGCGCGAGCAGACAGCUACGAAGCCUGGGCGGCGAUGUCGCUUGUUUCCGCAGGGAACAAUCACGCCGAAGAAGAGAUUGAGCUGUAA